Messenger RNA from Ochotona princeps (American pika), 651 nucleotides. RefSeq names its product cytochrome P450 2C14-like. Lineage: Eukaryota; Metazoa; Chordata; Mammalia; Lagomorpha; Ochotonidae. The record is from RefSeq and is a predicted model, not a curated record. Gene Ontology annotation, molecular function: iron ion binding; oxidoreductase activity, acting on paired donors, with incorporation or reduction of molecular oxygen, reduced flavin or flavoprotein as one donor, and incorporation of one atom of oxygen; heme binding. The transcript is spliced from 4 exons. Bases 1 to 651 code for a protein of 216 amino acids. Gene Ontology annotation, biological process: xenobiotic metabolic process. Gene Ontology annotation, cellular component: intracellular membrane-bounded organelle; cytoplasm.
AUGGAUCCCACGGUGGUGCUGGUGCUUUGUCUCUCCCUCUUGCUUCUCUUUUCAUUCUGGAAACAGAGCCAUGGGCGAGGGAACCUCCCGCCUGGUCCCACUCCUCUUCCAAUUCUUGGCAACAUCUUACAGAUAGAUUUUAAGGACAUAAGCAAAUCCCUAACCAAACUGUCAGAAGUCUAUGGCCCUGUGUUCACUGUGUAUUUGGGCAUGAAGCCCACUGUGGUGUUGCACGGUUAUGAAGCAGUAAAGGAAGCACUAAUUGACCUUGGAGAGGAGUUUUCUGGAAGAACGAUUUUGCCAGUGAUUCACAAAGUUAAUAAAGGAUUAGGAGUCAUUUUCAGCAAUGGAAAGACAUGGAAGCACACUCGGCGCUUCUCACUUGUGACCCUGCGGAAUUUUGGGAUGGGAAAGAGGAGCAUAGAGGAACGAGUUCAGGAGGAGGCCCGCUGCCUUGUGGAGGAGCUGAGGAAAACCAAUGCCUCACCCUGUGACCCCACCUUUAUCCUGGGUGCUGCUCCCUGCAAUGUGAUCUGCUCCGUGAUUUUCCAGAACCGUUUUGAUUAUAAAGACCAGCAAUUUCUUAACUUGAUGGGAAAAUUCAAUGAAAUUUUCAAGAAUGUUAAUUCCAAGAGCGUACAGGUGAGAUGA